CACCUCCCCAGCACAUUCACAGCCCGCCAUGGCGACCACAAGGAUAUCGGUGCCGCUGCGGGGCGUCUCACAUCAAUUGAGCCGGCUGUCGAUACGGCAGGCCGCGCUCCCUGCUCGCUGCACAAAGUCAAUCACAUCCUCCUUCGCCCGCCCAAUCACCACUUCGACAUGCUCAAGAGCCGCCGUUUCCCCCAUCGCCGCCUCCGCCGACACUUUUGUGCCCGUCAAGCCGUUCGAGGAGCAGACAGUGCUUGCGACCAUCCACCAGUUCCCUUCCCUCGAGCCACUCCGGUUCGAGACAUUCCCUGCGAACCACCUGCACCUCCCCACACGAAAGGACAUCCUGCACCGCGCCGUCAUCUACGAGGGUGAUAUGACACGACUGGGUACCGCCUCGACCAAGAACAGAUACGAGGUUCGGGGUUCGGCAAGGAAGAUGCGCCCGCAGAAGGGUUCAGGUCGCGCUCGUAUUGGAGACGUCAAGUCGCCCGUCAUCAGAUCUGGAGGUGUUUCGCACGGGCCCAGGCCCCGCGACUUCUCCACCGAGCUCCAGAAGAAGGUCUACGAUUUGGCAUGGAGGACAGCGCUUUCGUACCGCUUCCGUAGGGGCGAGCUGAUCAUUGUGGACAACGCCAUGGAGAUUGAGAGCCCCUCGACAAGGCUGCUGGAGCACGUCUUGAAGUACCAGGCAAAGCAAAGAGGUGGAAAGGGCAAGAGUCUGUUGGUCACACUCGAGGAGCGGCCCAUGCUCGAGCUGGCGCUGGAGGAGCUGGAGUCUGGCGACCAAACCCUCCUCUGGGACGAAGUCGACGUCAAGAACCUGCUCGAGGGCUCCCGCGUCCUCAUCGAGCGCGCCGCGCUGAACAACAUCCUCCUCUCGCACCAGGAGGAUCUCACACACAAAGCCAUCCAGCCCUGGCACAAAGGCCUCGUUCGCUCCUCGCCAGCAGAAGACCUCGAGUCCACCAUCGGCUGGGCCGAAUUCCGCGGCCUCAUGCUCACCCCGCCCACCGAAAUGGACGCCGCCCGCGCCGACGCCUACGAGAGCGUAGCAUCAACCCGCUACGCGUACGCCGAAACCCUCCCCUUGGGCCCCGCGCGCUCCGAACUCAUGAUCUCCGCAUACAACCUCCUCGCGGAAGCCAAGCAGUACCAGUUCGCCCAGCGCACCGGCAUGCCGUUCGCAGACUACACGCGCAUCCAGAACCGUCGCAACGCGACGAGCCACUUCCCCCGCAUCCAGGCCCUCGACUAUCAGAUCACGACCAAGACACAGCUCGGCGGCACCGCAGAAGAAACCUCGCGUGUGGCGGCUGAGACGCACUACGUCGAGGUGCGCGAGCUGGAGGUCGAGAAGCAGGACAUCAUCUUUGAAUCCGCGCUGCUUGCGGCACAGGUCCAGGAGCACCUUGCUGAGGCGCACAGCCUGGCGGGCGAUGUCGCAGCUGCAGAGGUCGCUCUUGCGCGCGCUAGUGUGCAGCGCACAAACGUUGAUACCCACGAGCUGGAGCAGCUGUCUGCUCGCGUCGAGCUCGCGAAGCAAAAGAAGUCGCUGGCACAUGCAAAGGGGGACUGGAAGGCGCAGCAGGAAGCGCAGGAGGAGAUCACACUAGCCAACCAGGCGCUCGAGACAGCGAUGGCUGAGCAGGAGGCUCUCAGUGAGGUUGAGGAGGUGGAUGAGGCACAGCGUGAGCAGCCGGCCGAGGAGAAGAGGUAGUAUCUGGAUUUAAAAGGUUGUAUUAUUGUACAUUGUAUGUGUAGACGGUCUACGUAGCCAAGUGUAUGAUACC
Messenger RNA from Macroventuria anomochaeta, 1790 nucleotides. RefSeq names its product ribosomal protein L4. The transcript has 2 exons. NCBI's taxonomy places the organism in Eukaryota, Fungi, Ascomycota, Dothideomycetes, Pleosporales, Didymellaceae. Gene Ontology annotation, molecular function: structural constituent of ribosome. The record is from RefSeq and is a predicted model, not a curated record. Gene Ontology annotation, biological process: translation. The coding region runs from base 29 to 1717 and encodes 562 amino acids. Gene Ontology annotation, cellular component: ribosome.